Molecule: messenger RNA, 3884 nt
Organism: Mizuhopecten yessoensis (Yesso scallop)
Lineage: Eukaryota; Metazoa; Mollusca; Bivalvia; Pectinida; Pectinidae
Product: consortin-like
Exons: 11
Coding region: 114-1349 (411 amino acids)
Biological process (GO): positive regulation of Golgi to plasma membrane protein transport
Cellular component (GO): transport vesicle; plasma membrane; trans-Golgi network
Molecular function (GO): connexin binding
Source: RefSeq, a predicted model, not a curated record
GAAAGCGGAAGAGGAAAUAGUUGCUAUCUAAUAUGGUGGACAUGGUCGGCGAACCUGUUGUGACUAGUUUAAUGUUUUAGUCAAAUAUGAUAUAAUUAAUUUUACAGGGUAAAAUGGCAGAAGAAACUAUUACUACCACGGAAAUGGAUUUGCAGUCUUUAUCGGUUGAUGGAAACAAUUCUGUUGAAGAUAUACAGGAUAAAGAUGAGCACAAAACUGAAACGACAGAAGAUUCAACAAAAUGUAAUCCUGACAAGCCAGAACAAACCAAAGCUGAGAGUUCUCAGGAUGUACAGUCGUCCGACAGUGGUGUAGCCUCUAGUGAGGAGAGCAGCACAGAAAACGGAGAAACAACAGUCCCUCCAGACGAAGAAAAGAACCAGGAAACACAAGAUCAGGAAGCCAUCGAGGAUGACGAUGCUGAGGUAGAUCUAGGGGACCUUACACAACUGGACAGCAAUGGCAGGAAUGCACUUUUUGAAAAAGGCCUCACUUAUGACAAAAAUGGCAAGAAAAACUGUGCCCUCAAGUGCUACUUGGCCAGUGUAAAGAGCCUCCAGCCUGACAGCCACUUUCCACUGCUGCCUCAGUGCUUACGCAAUAUUGCUGACAUAUUUUACCGAAAAGAUGAACUAAACAGAGCCGUCCACUUUAUACAAGCUGAGAAGAUGUACUACGAGACCGUCUUAAUAGACAACACGGAAAUUCAGGCAAGAUUAGAUGAGGCUGAGAAGAUUAAAGAAAAUGGUGAGAAAGUGGACCAGAAUAUGGACUCUGUCCGUGCUGAGGAAUAUGAACACCUGGCUAAACUCUGUUUGGAUAAGAACCAGCCACAACUUGCAUUGGAGUAUGCAGGCAAGGCAACAAAGAUCCGCCAGCAGCUGUUAGGUGACAGUCACCCUGUCACAGUACAGAGCCUUGACUUCUUUACCUCAGUUUACGCUAAAGUCGGGCAGGAACAGUACCAAGAAUCCAUGAAGAAACUGAGUAGUCCUGAGGGGGAUGAGAAUAGUGAACAAAACAACGACCCUGCAUCACCUGUAUCCAUACUUCGCAAGAGAAAGACAGGGGAAAAAGAAGAGAAGAAGGUCCGAUUUCAUGAAUCUCAAGUCCAAAAUCAUGAACAAGAUCAUGCGUCAGACGAAAUGUUGGCGAAGAAGGUGUUGUGGGCACUACUGCUAAUCUGCUGUGUGUUGAUGGUGGUGCUUGCCUCGUAUCUGUACUGUAAACUCAACCCACACUCCAUCACCUGUGGCAGUAUCCGUACCAACUUCUACUACACCUACAUGAGGAUCAAGUACUACUACUACCACUACAGUAGUAACGGGGAAGGUGCCAAGUACACGUAAUCUAUACACCCACAUAUACACUCAGUCGGCUGGGAGGGAAUCUUACGGAAACUGCACAUACUUGAGACUGUCAGUGUGUCUAAUGCAAACUCUGCAAAUAUCUGGUACUGACCUUGUGAGAGUACCAUAUAUACUGGACUGUCCAAAUACACUAUAAAGAAUAGCUUUAUUAUCACAACAGAGGAAUGUCAUAUUUUACACCAUACACCGCACCAUAUAAUGAUGCACUGAAUAAUUGUACACUGAUUACACACUAAACACAUGAACAUAUGCUGAAUAAACACACUGAAUAUACACUGACUACACACUAAACACAUGCACAUAUGCUGAAUAAACACACUGAAUAUACACUGACUACACACCAAACACAUGCACAUAUGCUGAAUUAACACACUGGAUAUACACUGACUACACACUAAACACAUGCACAUAUGCUGAAUAAACACACUGGAUAUACACUGAAAACACCAGCUGAAUACUUGACCCACACAGUUGUUAUGUUUUUAAUAGAUGCUCCAUGACAUGACUGAUAGUUGUUCUCUUGGUCCAGUCACAACUGAACACCAUACUUCGUUGGUAUGCCCCAAGUAUUCAACUAUUCAUUGUAUGUGUAUGAUGUAUACAGAGAUAUACAUUUUUGUGACUGCACAACUCACCAAAAAUACCUUUGUACAUAGUGUGCAUUUACAUCAUCCAUACAUGGUGUUCACAAUUGUGAAGUUGUACAAUUGACAACCGUUCACAUGAAUAAGUGAUUUUGGUUUGAUAAGGUUGAUCAGUAUCAACGAAUGAAGUAAAAAAUAGACUAAAUGACCAGAAAACUUGUAUAAUGCAGGUAUUUCAUUUCUAAUCAGUAUGUUUUGCAUUAUAUCCGAUGAAAAUUAUGACAAACUGUUUUUUGGGUGACAAGAAAUUCUACUAUGUAUCCUGCUAGACCGACUUUUCUUAACCACUUAAUCUACAAAGUAUAAAUGGAGGUCAGAAUGGUGGAAUGGGUACCAAAACACAGCUGGAUGUUGUGUUAAUAUGUUAAAAAAUAUGUUUCUAAAUUAUAACAAAAGGAUAAAUGCUCUUAACAUCUCGUUUAAAUAUGAAAAUAAACUUUAAAAUCAUGAUUAUAUACAAAAAAAUGUACAUGUAAUAGGUUUAAAAAUGAAAUUGUCUUUAUCCAUAAGCCAUUCCUAACUUUACAUCAAUCUUGCUCACUAUUUCAUAGUUUUUGUUCAUCCAUCAAGUGCCCUGAUGUGUGCAAGAUGUUAUUGCCUAGAUUUUUAUCAUGUGCACAAUGUUUGCAUGUUGUAUGCACAUGUGUGCACACUGUACAUUAAGUAACAUGUGACUCCACAACACAAACGAUGUAUGCAGGGUGCAUGUCUUUUAUAAUAAUGUCCAUAUUUGUUGAAUUCUUCGAUAGUUAUCUAUACAGUACUGUUUAUUAUUCUAUAAAGCUGUUGACAAUAAUUGGAUCGUUGAUAUUUACGACAGGUUUGUUUACAUACUGUUGAUCGGUAUGUUAUUAAAAUUGUUCAGUGCAAUUAUUUCCCAUAAGUUUGUAAUUUCAAAAAUUGUCCAGAUUGAAAAUGUGAUAUAAUCUGACAGUUAUAUUUAUUGAAUGUUUAAUCCUAACACACUAAAAUGUUGACUUUAUAUAGACAUUGUUUUUAGAAGUGUUUGUAUGUUGAUUAUAAAAGAUAGAUAUGGACUGCAUUAUUGGGUAGAGAUAAGUUGUUAGAUGUGUGUGUCAAGCUUUUUUUGGUAUUUAUUUAUUACUAGAUGACAAGUGCACUUUCUCACAAGCAUUGACAUUCAGACAGGCCUAACAAGACCUGUGUACUUGUGCUAACAAUGAUCAUGCUGGACUGUUGUUUUAUUGUUAUGUUUACUGAUAUGAAGACUUGUUGUGUGUAUCAAUGACGAGAUAGAUUGAACUCUAAUGAGAAAAUGUUGCAUGCUACUGAUUUAAUGAAAAGAUAUCUACCGGUAUAUAUCAAAUAUUAUCAAUAGGUGAUAGCAUGCAUCUAUCAGUAACAAUAGAUGUAUACUUACUACAAUGACCACUCUGUAGACUAAUUACAAUGUAUUUCAGCUGUAUUUAAGGGUUAUCUCCCUUUCUAUGAUGCUGAAUUAUUUGAUUAUUUUUUAUUGAGUAUCCGACUUCCUUGCAAAGAUUUUUUUUGAACUUCAGUAUACUGUGAUUUUUUUUACAGUACUGCAAUUUUUGAGAGAGAUCUUGUUUUAAACAAUGUAAACAAUGUAAACAGAUAAAAGUGUUGCUUUUGUAUUACAUUUCUAUGGGAGAACUCCAAAUGACUGCUUUUGAUAACUAUGGUUGAACCUCUUAACGAUGUAUGUCAUAUCGUCUGUGAUACAUAGAUAUUUUAAUCAAUUCAAUGAUAUAUUUCCACUAAAUGAACUGUUAUUGUAUUGAUAUCUUUCUUGAAAUCUACAUUAGUUUCAAUGUGAAUUUGACCUGUUUUUGUAUGUUGUACAGUACAUAAACACUACAAUCAGAAGAAGGUGAACUAUAAUAAUAUA